GGGGGUCGGGGUCUGGGGCGGGGCUAAGUGCGGGGAGGAAGUCACCCUCUUCGUAUCCGCUCACUGAGGCCGUAGUGGCCACCGACUCCGACCUGCGACAGUCAUGUUGCCCAACACGGGGAAGCUAGCAGGAUGUACUGUCUUCAUCACAGGCGCGAGCCGUGGCAUUGGCAAAGCUAUUGCUUUGAAAGCAGCAAAGGAUGGAGCAAAUAUAGUCAUUGCUGCAAAGACCGCCCAGGCACACCCCAAACUUGCAGGCACAAUCUAUAGUGCUGCUGAAGAAAUCAAAGCAGCUGGAGGAAAGGCCUUGCCAUGUGUUGUUGAUGUGAGAGAUGAACAGCAAAUUAGCAGUGCAGUGGAGAAAGCAGUUGAGAAAUUUGGAGGAAUUGAUAUUUUGGUGAAUAAUGCCAGUGCUAUUAGCUUGACCAACACAUUGGAAACACCUACAAAGAAAGUGGAUUUGAUGAUGAACGUCAACACCAGAGGCACCUAUCUUACAUCUAAAGCAUGCAUUCCUUAUUUGAAAAAGAGUAAAAUUGCUCAUAUCCUCAAUCUCAGCCCACCGCUGAACCUAAAUCCACUGUGGUUCAAACAGCACUGUGCUUACACCAUUGCUAAGUAUGGUAUGUCUCUGUGUGUGCUCGGAAUGGCAGAAGAAUUUAAAGGUGAAAUUGCAGUCAAUGCAUUGUGGCCUAAAACAGCCAUACACACUGCUGCUAUGGAUAUGCUGGGAGGAUCUGGUAUCGAAAGCCAAUGUAGAAAAGUUGAUAUCAUUGCAGAUGCUGCAUAUUGCAUUUUCAAAAAGCCAAAAAGUUUUACUGGCAACUUUAUUAUUGAUGAAAAUAUCUUAAAAGAAGAAGGAAUAAAAAAUUUUGAUGUCUAUGCCAUUACACCAGGCCAUCCUUUGUUACCAGAUUUCUUCCUGGAUGAACAGCCAGUUAUAGUUACCAAGAAACCAGAAACACAUGGUGCUCUUCCAGAAUUGAAAGAAGAGGAGGCGCAGCCAUCACCAAAACCACGUUCUGGAGCUGUGGAAGGAACAUUUAGAAUUGUUAAGGACUCUCUCAGUGAUGAUGUUGUUAAAGCCACUCAAGCAAUCUAUCAGUUUGAACUCUCAGGUGAAGAUGGUGGAACAUGGUUUCUUGAUCUUAAAAGCAAGGGUGGCAAUGUCGGAUAUGGAGAGCCCUCUGAUCGGGCAGAUGUGGUGAUGAGUAUGUCUACUGAUGAUUUUGUAAAAAUGUUUUCAGGGAAACUAAAACCAACAAUAGCAUUCAUGUCAGGAAGAUUGAAGAUUAAAGGAAACAUGGCCCUAGCAAUCAAAUUGGAGAAACUAAUGAAUCAGAUGAAUGCCAGGCUGUGAAGAGAAAAAAAAAUGUUGACCGCUAAGCUCAAAAAGUAAAAGGGUUCAAUAGUUAAAAUUGAAUGUUUGUUUUCAUCCCUAUUAUAUUAUAAGGAUAUGCAUGUUUGUUCUAGAAAAAAUAGAAUUUCUGUAUCUGUGAGACUUGAAAUUGUAAUUAAAACAGCUAGCCAACCAAACAUAAGCAUCAUUAAGUAGAAUUCUAAGACAUUCUGUUUUUCUUAUUUUGUGAGUUUUGCCCUCUGAGUCCUGUAUCUCAUACACCAUCAUCUUCUGGGAAAAGUAUUAUUAGUAAUCAAUCAGGGUCAAGCAGCAACAUUACUCUUUUAUAUCUUUUUCCCAUGUAAAAUGAGACUAGUCUGUUUUAAACUUUUCAGUUUAGGAUUGUAUACUAAAGAUAUUUUAGAUUUUUAUAAAUUUGUUUUAAAGAAAAUCUUCUAUAUUACAUUUUCACAGAAAUCACAUAAUAAACUACUUAAUAAAUACUAUUUGUGAAGACAAAUUAAACAAAAAGUAUAUUUUGUUAACUACCUUUCUAAGUGUAAGGUAUUUUACCUAUAGGAAAAUAUUAUUCAUGUAAUUCAACUAACUGCAGUAUAUAUAUCCUAUUUUAAAGUAUGUAAAAAUAUCUAUCCUAAGAUAAUUCCUCCCCAAAAGUGUGCACUUGGUCACAGUGUUUUGAAAUGAGAACAUUAGAAUAGAUGGUUGUUAUGGGCUGAAUGGUAUGCCCCCUUCAUAUGUUGAAGUUCUAACCCCCAGAAUCUCAGAAUUGAUUGUAUUUGGAGAUAAGAUCUUUAAAGAGGUAAGUUAAAACCCAGGCUUUUAGGGUAGGGUGGGCCAUAAUCCAGUCUGACUGAUGUCCUUAUAAGAGGAAAUUUGGACACAAAAGAGAGACCAAGGAGGCACACACUAGGAAUGACCUAGUGAGGUCUAGUGAGGAAUGACCAUGUGAGGACCAGCAAGAAGGCAGUCAUUUGCAAGCCAAGGAAAGAGGCCUCAGAAGAAACCAAACCUACUGACACCUUGAUCUCAGACUAGUCUCCAGAAUUGUAAGAAAUUUCUGUUGCUUUAGCCACUCAGUCUGUGGUAUUUUGUUAUUGCAGUCCUAGUAAACUAAUGCAAUAGUUUGUUUGUAUUUCUGUUACGAACACAAGUUCCUGUGCACUACACACAGUGAGGCCAAACAAACUGAAACAUUGGAGUUUGUAGCAGAGAAAGCUUUAUUACAGGGCCAAGCAAGGAGAAUGGGUGGCUUGUGCUCAGAAAACCCAAACUGCCCAAUGGUUUUCAGGGAGAAGUUUUUAUAGGCAGAAUUUGGGGUGAGUGCUGUGUGACUUUCUUCUGAUUGGUUGGUGGUGAGGUAACAGGGAGGUGUUUCAGAAAUCUUGUGCUCAACCUGAAGUUACCAUCCUCCACCUGGGUGGGGGCCUUAGUUCUUACAGAAGAACUCAAAGAUAUUGUUAUAUAUAUUCCUUGAGGAGGCACCAGGACCCUGCCCCAAGGCUGCACUAUUGUUUCUUGACUGCUCCUCCCCUGUUUCUGCAUUCCCUCCCUUCCCUGAUUAGCAACUGUUUGAAUCUGCCCUUUGUAACUCAGUGAAGGUCAGGGAGGCUGAAUGAAGCCUAUUUCCUACAAACAAGAAAUAGGGGACACAGAAAGGCUUUGUACCUAGGAUGGCCCCACAGGGUCCUUCUCUGUUUCAUUUCUUGUUUUAAAAAAGUUAAACUUUUUUUUUUUUUAAGCUCCUAUCUUUCCUUCUAAUCAGUUAAAAAUACUGUUCAGUGUAAUUCUUUCACUUCUCACCUUCCACUCACUAAUAUUAUUGUGCUGUUAAGCAGCUUAGCUAAUUCUGACAUUUUGUAGAAUCAUAACAUUAGGAGCACUUAAUCUGUAUUUUACAAAUGAGGAAACAGAGGAUCAGAGAUAGGAAAGGACUAGUCCAAGGUCACAAUUAACAAGCCCUUUCCAACAACCUCCCAGUACAUUGGCCUUGGAUAGAACUUGAAGACCGCACUUCCCCCUCGGUGAAGCCCAGAUAGAUUGACCUUGAUGUGACAGCCUCACAACUCCCUUGGCAUCUCCCGUUCAUUUCCAGCCACAUUAGGAUCCCUGUCAGAUGCUGCCAGCAGACUCCUUUUCUACUGAAAUUUUCUAAAGACUUUUCUCCUUUCUCUGCAUUUUCCACAUGGCUUCAAAGCUUUGCGAAAAUAAAAACUAGAAAAUAUUGUGAGGCAGGAAUUCUGGAGUUUGGUUACUGAAACAUGAACUUGCUAAUUAAAAGGCUUUAGGAUAUCAGAAGAAAAUCUUUCCACAGGGCCCUGGUUUUCAUAUCAGUAAUUGAGGGAGUUGGAUGAGGUCAUCUGCAGCCUCUUUUUGCUUAUUAUCACUAAGAAGUAGUGAGCAGUCUGUACUGCUCACUAUAAAUAUUUAAAGGUACCACAGCUACAUUCCUAAAGCUUUCUCUCUUGCCACAUCCCCCAGCUGCCUUAAUGAAUUCAUGUGUUCCCUUCUCUUGGAUCUUGCCCAUUAACUGCACUGAGGUUGUAGAGUCUCCCAGAAGUUUUGAAUGUCCAUUUUGUGUGUGGUUCAGUAUCCAUUUGACCCCUGUUUCUGAAAUGGAAUGGUAUGGAGGGAAACCAUGCCAUUCGGCUUUUUAGUGUUUGAUGAAGUUAUUUAGGCAUUUUAAAGAUGGUUUGUUGCUAGUAAUCCUAUAUUUUAACAAAUCCUCUUAAAUAGUGCCUUUUGUUUGUUUGUUUGUUUUCUUUUUUUGGCUGUGCCACACGGCUUGUGGGAUCUUAGUUCCCCGAGCAGGGAUUGAACCUGGCCCCAGCAGUGAAUGCACCAAGUCCUAACCACUGGACCACCAGGGAAUUCCCUUAAAUAGUGCCUCUUAAAUAAUCCUCUUAAGUAGAAGAAAAGAAGUCUUCUUCCUCUACCUAUCUUAAGUUUUCAGUUGGGGCCCUGUAAAUUAGACUAACAAAAGAUAGAUUAGCAAGAGAAAAACAAAUAGAAGUAUUAACAUAUGCAUUGCACAUAUACAUGGAAGCAUUCAGACAUGAGUAACUCAAAGAUGUGGUUAGAACUUGAGCUGAUACAACAAUGAACAAUAAAUUUUUUUGUGAAGGAACAAGACAAAGAGGACUUUUGAGUUUCUAGGAUAGGAAACUGUAGGAAGGAAAAUAUAUGUAUUGUACAGUAAGAGUGAGUUUUGUAAGAAACUGCCAAAUAGAAAAACUGUCAAAAAAAAAAAAAAAAGAAAGAAACUGCCAAAUAGUCUUCCAAAGUGGCUGUACCAUUUUGCAUUCCCACCAGCAGCAUGUUGCUGUUGCUCCACAUCCUUGUCAGCACUUGGUAUUGCCAGUUUUUUGGAUUUUAGUCAUUCUAACAGGUGUGUGGUAGUAUCUCAUUGUUGCUUUAAUUUGCCAUUCCCUCGUGACAUAUGAUGUUGAACAUCUUUUCAUAUGCUUGCUUUCCUCUAUAUCUUCUUUGGUGAGAUGUCUGUAGAGGUCUUUGGCCCAUUUUUAAAUCAGGUUAUUUGUUUUCUUAUUGUUGCAUUUUAAGAGUUCUUUGUAUAUUUUGGAUAACAAUCCUUUAUCAGAUGUGUACACAGCCAAAAAUAUAAAUAAAUAAAUAAAUAAAUAAAUAAAUAAAGUCAUUGCCAUACCCAAGGUCAUCUAGGUUUUCUCCUAUGAUAUUUUCUAGGGAGUUUUAGUUUUGCAUUUGACAUUUAGAUCUGUAAUCCAUUUUUUAAAAAAUUAAUUAAUUUAUUUAUUUAUUUUUGGCUGUGUUGGGUCUUCGUUUCUGUGUGAGGGCUUUCUCCAGUUGUGGCAAGCGGGGGCCACUCUUCAUCGUGGUGCACGGGCCUCUCACUAUCGCGGCCUCUAUUGUUGUGGAGCACAGGCUCCAGACGCGCAGGCUCAGUAAUUGGGGCUCACAGGUGUAGUUGCUCCGCGGCAUGUGGGAUCCUCCCAGACCAGGGCUCGAACCCACGUCCCCUGCACUGGCAGGCAGACUCUCAACCACUGCGCCACCAGGGAAGCCCCCUGUAAUCCAUUUUGAGUAAUUUUUGUGAAAGGUGUAAAGCCUUUGUUUAUUUUUAUUUAUCUAUUAUUUUGCAUGUGUAUAUCCAGUUGUUCCAGCACCAUUUGUUGAAAAGACUAUCUUUGCUCCUUUGUCAAAGGUCAGUUGACUAUAUUCAUGUGGGUAUAUUUCUAGGCUCUCUGUUCUCCUACAUUGAUCUAUUUAUCCUUUCACCAAUACCACGCUACGUGGUUACUUUAGCUUUAUAGUAAGUCUUGAAGUCAGGUAAUGUCAAUCUUAACUUUGAUCUUCAAUAUUGAGUUGGCUAUUCUGGUUCUUUUGCCUCUCCAUAUAACUUUAGAAUAAGUUUGUUCAUAUUCACAAAAUAACUUGCUGGGAUUUUGAUUGGCUUUGAGUUGAAUCUAUAUAUCAACUUGGGAUAAACUGAUGUUUUGACAGUAUUGAGUCUUCCUAUCCAUGAACAUGACAUAUCUCUUCAUUUAUUGUUAUUCUUUGGUAUCUUUCAUCACAGUUUGGUAGGUUUUCUUAUAUAGAUCUUGCGCAUAGUUUGUUAGAUUUGUAUCUGAAUAUUUAAAUUUUUUGAGUGCUAAUAUAAAUGGUAAUGUGUUUUACAUUUCAAAUUUCACUUCAUUACUGGUAUAUAGGAAUGUGAUUGACUUUUGUAUAUUAACCUUGUAUUCUACAACCCUGCUAUAAUAAUUUACUAGUUCCCAGAGGUUUCUUUGGUAAUUUUUACAGCUUUUCUAUAUAGACAAUUAUGUCAUCUGUGAACAGAGAGUUUUAUUUCUUCCUUCCCAACCUGUAUACGUUUUAUUUCCUUUUAUGUUACUGCAUUAGCUAGCACUUCCAGCAUGAUGUUGAAAAGCAGUAGUGAGAGGGGACAUCCUUGCCUUAUUCAUGAUCUUAAUGGGAAAGCUUCUAGUUUCUCACCGUUAAGUGUGAUGUUAGUUGUAGGUUUUUUGUAGAUAUUCUUUAUCAAAUUGAGGAAGUUCCCCUCUAUUCCUAGCUUACUGAAAUAUUUUAUUAUGAGUGGGUGUUGGACUUUGUCAAAUGCUUUUUCUGCAUCUAUUUGUAUGAUCGUGUGAUUUUUCUCUUUCAGCCUGUUGAUGUGGUAGAUUACAUUAAUGGAUUUUUGAAUGUUGAACCAUCCUUGCAAACCUAGGAUAAAUCCCACUUGGUUGUUUUUAUGGCCUAUAUGUUCUUAUGCCCACAAAUUUCAUAUAUUGAAAUCCUAACCCCCAAGAUGAUGGUAUUAGAAGGUGGAGCCUUUGGGAGGUGAUUAGGUCAUGAGGGUGGGGCCCUCAUUAUUGGGAUUAAUGCCCUUAUAAAAGAGACCUCAGAGAGAGUUAGCUGGUCCCUUUCACCAAGUGAGGACAUGGCAAAAAGGUGCCACCAGUGAAUCAGAACUCAGGCCCUCACCAUACACCAGAUCUGCCUGUGCCUUGGUCUUGGACUUCCCAGCCUCCAGAACUGUGCAAAAUAACUUUCUGUUGUUUUUAAACCACCUAGUCUCUGGUAUUUUGUUAUAGCAGGCUGAACAGGCUAAGACAACUGUGGUAUGUAAGUCUUUUUAUAUGUUGUUGGAUUCAAUUUGCUAAUAUUUUGUUGAGGAUUUUUGCAUCUAAGUUCAUGAGAGAUGUUGGUUUGUAGUUUUCUUUUCUUAUAAUGUCUUUGUCUGGUUUUAGUACUAGGGUAAUGCUGGUUUCACAGGGUGAAUUAGGAAUAUUUUCUGUUUCUGUCUUCUGAAGGGGACUGUAGAGAACUGGUAUAAUUUUCUUCCUUAAAUGUUUGUUAGAAUUCAUCAGUGAACCCAUCUUGACCUGGUGCUUUCUGUUUUGGGAAGUUAUUAAUUACCAUUUGCUUUAUUCCAUCUGUUCUGUAUAUCUUUGUUCUUCUUUUCUGGUCUUCUUCCAUUUCUUUCUGUCUUCCUUGAAAGAAUCUCACAAAAUAUUUCCAUUUCCCAUUCCCAUCCUUUGUACUACUUUGUCAUACAUUUUAUUUCCACAUAUGUUUUAAACUCUACAGUAUAUUUAAUAUUUUUGUUAACAGUGAAUUAUCUUUUUAAAGAUUAAAAAAUGAGAAAAAAAGUCUUUAAAUUUACCUAUAUGUUUACUUUUUGCACUGUCAACCUAUCCAUCACCAACUAUCCAAACACAUGAACAUAUCCAAAAGUUUCCUCCUGCCCCUUCAUAGCCAUUUAUGCCCAUCCUCAAUCCCAUUUCCAGCAAGUACUGAUCUGCUUUCUAUAACUACAGAUUAGUUUGCAUUUUCCUGGAAUUUACAUUAAUGGAGCUGUACAGUAUAUAUUUUCUGUUUGGCUUCUUUGAAUCUGCAUAAUUACUUUGAAAUUUGUUCUUGUCAUUACAUAUAUCAAUAGUUCAUUCCUUUUUAUUACUGCUGAGUAGUUUGCCAUUAUAUGAAUACACCACAGUUUGUUUAUCCAUUCACCUGUUGAUAGACAUUGGGGUAGUUUCCAGCUUUUGGCUAUUACAAAUAAAGCUGCUGUGAACAUUCAUGUACCAAGUCCCUGUAUUCUCUUGGGUAUGAAAUUACUGGAUCAUAUGGUGUGCAUAUAUUUAACUUUUUAAGAAAUUGCCAAACUUUUUUCCAAAGUGGUUAUACUAUUUUACAUUUCACUAACAAUGUAUAGGAUUUCAUUUCUUCACAUUUUCAUCAACACCUGAUAUGUACAGCCUUUUAAAUUUUAGCCAUUCUAAUAAGUAUGUAGUAGUAUCUCAUUGUAUUUUAACUUCCAUAUCCCUGAUGAGGAUGAGCAUCUUUACAUGUGCUUAUUUGACAUGUGUAUAUAUUCUUGAUGAAGUGUCUGCUCAAAUCUUUGCCCACAUUUAUUCCAUUGUUUGUUUUAUUAUUGAAUUUUGGGAGCUCUUUAUAUAUUCAGGAUACAAGUAAUUUUUCAGAUAUUUGCAAAUAUUUUCUCCCUUUCAAUAGACUGUCUUUUUAUUCUCUUACCAGUGAUACAGGAAUAAGAAAAUUUUUUUAAAUAGAUGAGGUUCAGGCUUCCCUGGUGGUGCAAUGGCUAGGAAUCCACCAGCCAUUGCAGGGGACACAGGUUCGAGCCCUGGUCUGAGAAGAUCCCACAUGCUGCGGAGCAACUAAGCCCAUGUGCCACAACUACUGAGCCUGAGCUCUAGAGCCUGUGAGCCACAACUACUGAGCCCAUGUGCCACAGCUACUGAAGCCUGCACACUUAGAGCCCAUGCUCUGCAACAAGAAGCCACCGCAGUGAGAAGCCCGUGCACUGCAACGAAGAGUAGCCCCCACUCGCCGCAACUAGAGAAAGCCCACACAGCAACAAAGACAAAACACAGCCAAAAAUAAAAUAAAUAAAUAAAUUAAAAAAAAAUAAUGAGGUUCAACUUAUCAAUCUUUUUCUUUACUGGAUCAUGCUUUCGGUAUAAUGAAGAAAUCUUUGCUUAACUGAAAACUUCUGGAAGUUUUACAGUUUUAAGUUUUGCAUUUAGGUGUAUUUAGCAUUUCAAGUUAAUUUUUGUACAUGUGCAAUGUGUGGAUCAAAUUUCAUAUUUCUGACUAGGGAUAUCCAAUUGUUCCAGCAUCAUUUGUUGAAAAUCAGCAGAUUAAAAUAAAAAUAGAACUUUAGAAAUGAAAAAUAUAAUACAUUAAAAAACUUUUCCAUAAUACAAGUUGAGCUUUCCAUUACUGUAAGGUUAAUGACAAAUAUUUAGUCACAAAAAGCACAAAAGCAAUGUUAGUGCAACUUAAAAGUAUACACAAUUGACCAUAUAUUUAUCUGAGAAAGUACCAAGUGAUUACAAGGCAGUCAUAUCCUAGCCAGUCUCUACUACUGAAAGUCUAAGAACUUUAAUUCUAUAUAAUUCUUUCCAGCACCAUGAGACAGCCAAAGAUUUCUUAGAUUUUUUUUUUUUUUCUGUUAACAACUGCUUUCUGCUUGAUUUCCUGGCUUCUUGCCCCUUGCAUGAACAGGCUAGGAAUCAGCAAAUGCUUUGAGGGAAAAUAUGUAGAAUGACUGACUCCUUUACUGUGAUUGCCUUUAUUCUGGCAUCUUAGCAUCUCAAGCCCUAGCUACCCUGAUAGACUUGACCUCCAAAAUUUGUACCUCCAGCCCAAUCAGACUAUUGAAAGCUCUAGGAUGCCUCUCUCAGAUUUCUAUACUCCUAGACACAAAUCAACAAUGCCCUGAGGAGGAAACAUGGCUUAGGAUGGAGAAUUCACUUCAUCGUGUUUCCCUUCUUGCUGGGCUCUUGGGAAUCUCACGCCUUGGCUGCCUGGCUUGCUGUAUAAUAGGUUUAAACAGCCUUUUAUUUUAUUUUUUUUAAAUGCAGCUUUUUAUAGCUUUUAGUGGGAGAGUUAGUUUGUUCAACAAGGUACCUCAUCAUAGCUGGAAGCCUGCAUCAUUUAAAAAACUCAUCAAGAUAGAAAUAUGCUUUAAACAAAUGGGACUGCAUUUAAAAAGUUAAUGUGGUAAAAAAAUAAUACAAAAUUUAUCCUUUUAACCAUUUUCAAGUGUACAGGUCAGUGGUUUAUCCUCACAUUAUUGUGUAUCAGAUCUCUAGAACUUUUUCAUCUUGCAAAACUAAAACUCUAUACUCAUGGAACAACAGCUCUCCAUAAUCCCCUCCUCAUUCCCUGGCAACCACCAUAAUACCCUCUGUUUCCAUGAUUUUGGCAACUCUAGGUACCUUAUAUAAGUGAUUUUGACAACUCUAGGUACCUUAUAUACAGUAUUUGUUGUUUUGCGGCUGGUUUAUUUCACUUGGUGUAAUGUCCUCAAGGUUCAUCUAUGUUGUAGCAUGUGACAGGAUUGCUUUUUUAAGGCUGAAUAAUACUCUACUGUACGUAUAUGCCACAUUUUGUUUAUCCAUUCAUCCAUCCUUGGACAUUUUGGUUGCUUCCAUCUCUGGGCUAUUGUGAAUAAUGGUGCAGUGAACAUGGGUUGCAAAUGUCUCUUUAAGUUCUUGCUUCAAAUUCUUUUGGAUAUAUACCUAGAGGUGGGAUUUCUGGAUCACAUAGUAAUUCCAUUUUUAGUUUUUUGAGGACCCUCCAUAGUGCUUUCCAUAGUGGCUGCACCAUUUUACAUUUCUACCAGCAAUGCACGGGAUUUCAAUUUUCCCACAGGAUUAUGUACUUGAAACAUGCGGCGAUUAACUGUUUUUUCUUUUUUCUAAUAAAUUUAUUUUAUUUA
Messenger RNA from Balaenoptera acutorostrata (minke whale), 10580 nucleotides. RefSeq names its product hydroxysteroid dehydrogenase like 2 (gene HSDL2). The transcript has 11 exons. The record is from RefSeq and is a predicted model, not a curated record. NCBI's taxonomy places the organism in Eukaryota, Metazoa, Chordata, Mammalia, Artiodactyla, Balaenopteridae. Gene Ontology annotation, cellular component: mitochondrion. The coding region runs from base 104 to 1360 and encodes 418 amino acids.